GUUAGUGUGUCUAGGGAUUGCUAGCAAAGGGACAUAGGUGCUUGAGUUUCUCUGGGAAGGAGAAAUCGCCCUGCACACACAGCAAGCUGUUUAUUUUGCUCUCUGCGUCACAGGCUUUUCUUCUGUCGUUGUCCACUGUCUAGUGUCUAAUCUCCCUAAAACUGUCACCGAAUGUGGUAUUUGGGUUCCAUGCUUCUCCCUGAGCAGUUCUUCUGGAAGGGUUUACCCAAGUGUUUGUACUGUGUCAAAAAGUGAAAUGGGGAUUUCACUCAGGGUCCUGCAAUUUUUGCACAGUGGGCUCCGUGCCCUGUCUUUUGUGCUGUUUCCAAUUUUGUCACGCUUCAAUAAAACCAAGUGUCUAUGUGCUAGAGACUGGCUUAUGGCAUUGAAGACUACUCAAAUGAAACAUGGUAUUUCUUAGCUAGGCAGUGGUGGCACAUGCCUUUAAUCCCAGCACCUGGGAGACAGAGGCAGGUGGAUCCCUGAGUUUGAGGCCAGCCUCAUCUACAAAAGAGUUCCGGGACAGCCAGGGCUACCCAGAGAAACCCUGUCUCAAAAACCUAAAAAACAAAAGAACAACAACAAAGGAGCAAGGUACUUUUUACAAAACAAAUUUGAAUAAGCUUUUCUAUUCAAAUUAGUAAAUGAAUGAGAAGCUCCACAGUGUCAGUUCCAAUCUGCUGUUCUAACUGCAAAGAAGUUCACUGGGGUGUACCAGCUUUGGGUCUGGUUACUUUUAGUGUGUGAUGUUUUAUUUCUAAGUUUUGUAUGAAAAACAUGGUCUUUAACUCACCUUGUUUUACAUACCAGAAUUCUCUGUGGAUUUUGUAACUGUAAUUAAUGUACAGAUACUUCUUAGAUAAUGUCACUGAUCUGUAGGAAAAUAACUAUGUUUUCCCUGCUUUGUGCAUCAAAGCUGUUUUCUUACAAUGUAAAGGUGAUGCAGCAGCAUGCUCAUUAUAACUUUUAAAUCCCUCAUGUAUUGAUGGGAAUCAAGAUUCACUAGACUCAGUACAGGUUAAGUGAAGUUUAUUCAUAGCCAAUAGGGAAGCAAGAUAGCUGGGACUAGGAGAGAUGGAGGAUUCUGGGAAACAUAGACACAGUGUGUCGCCAUGUAGGAGGUCAGAGGAGUAACAGGUCCAGACCCUUUCUAUGGUGUAAAUACUUAGAUUAUUAGAAGUGGGUUAAUAAUUUAGGCAGAGAUAGCCAGUAAGAAGCCAUAGACAGUGGCCAACAGUUUCAUAAUUAAUAUAGUGUCUGUGUGCUUCAUUGGGGCAGAGAAAGGCGGAGGGACCUGCCAGCCCAAAAAUACUCACGUUACACUCACGUAUGUAUCGCCAAAAGUAAACACACCUGAUUGAAGCAUGUUUGAAGAAUGUCCUGUGAGGUCAUGAACAUUGCCAUCUGCAUCUGGAAGGUGGAAGAAGAAAAUCAGGGGUGCAAGGUUACCUACCCUCUGCUUAGAGAGUUUAAGGAAAUGCUGUCAUUCAGGGAUGUGGCCAUUGAUUUCUCUGCAGAGGAGUGGGAAUGCCUGGGCCCUGCUCAGUGGAAUCUGUACAGGGAUGUGAUGUUGGAGAAUUACAGCAACCUUGUAUUCCUGGGACUUGCUUUCUCUAAGCCAUACCUGGUCACAUUUCUAGAGCAGAGACAAGAGCCUUCAGAUGUGAAGACACAAGAUGCUGCCACCAUGCACCCAGAUAUAAAGCCGUAUAAAUGUAAGGAAUGUGGCAAAGCCUGUGAUUGGAACUCACUCCUUGAAAACCAGAGAAUUCAUUCAGAAGAGAAAGCCUACAUGUGUGAAGAAUGUGGGAAGACUUCUGGUUCUUGUUCAGUACUUUCUGAACAGCAGAUAAUUGAUACAGGAGAGAAAGCCUACAAGUGUGAAGAAUGUGGCAAAGUCGUUUGCACUUGCUUAGGACAUUCUAGCUACCAGGAAAUUUGCAUUGGCGAGAACACCUACAAGUAUGAAGAAUAUGGAAAAGCCUUUUCUACUCAUUCAUGUCUUACACAGCAUGAGGUAGAACACACUGAACAGAAAUUCUAUAACUGCGAAGAAUGUGGGAAACUGUUUUAUUGUCCUUCUGACCUUACAGAACAUCAAAUAAUUCAUUCUCAAGAGAAUUCUUUUAAGAUUGAAGUAUGUAGUGAGGUCUUUUGUUCUCCCAUAGAACUUUCUCAAGACCAGACAUUUUGUACUGAAGAGAAUCCCUACCAGUAUGAAGAAUGUGUUAAGGCCUUUAGUGCUUGCUCAGUGCUUUCUGAACACCCAGGAGUUCAUCCAGGAGAUGAAGCCUACAAGUGUGAAGAAUGUGGUGAUGCCUUUUGUGCACUUCAUUCAGUAUCUAACCACCUGAAAAUUCAUUGUGAAGUGAAAUCCUACAAGUGUGAAGAAUGUGGGAAAGCCUUCCCUAGUCAUCUCUCCCUGAUCCAACAUAAGAUAGGUCAUACUAGAGAGAAACCUUACCAAUGUGAAGAAUGCGGCAAAAUGUUUUACUGUUCUUCAAACCUUAAGCAACAUCAAAUAACUCAUUCUCAAGAGAAACCUUACAAGUGUGAAGUAUGUGGCAAGGUCUUUAGAACUUGCUGGCAACUUUCUAAACACCUGAGAAUCCAUUCUGGAGAGAAACCUUACAAGUGUGAAGAAUGUGGCAAAGCCUUUUAUACUCUCUCAUACCUUACUCAGCACAAAUUAGGUCACACUGGGGAGAAACCUUACAAAUGUGAGGAAUGUGGCAAAACCUUUUACUAUCCUUCAGUUCUUAAGGAACACCAAGCAAUCCAUUCUGGACAGAAACCAUACAGGUGUGAAGAAUGUGGCAAAGACUUCUGCACUCGCUCAGGACGUUCCAGACACCAGCGAAUACAUACUGGAGAGAAACCUUACAAGUGUGAGCAAUGUGGGAAGGCCUUCUCUACUCAUUCAUACCUUUCUCAUCACAAGAUAGUUCACACCGGCCAUAAACCCUACAAGUGUGAGGAAUGUGGCAAAAAGUUUUACUACCCUUCUCGCCUUAAGGAACAUCAAAGGAUUCACUCUCAAGAGAACCCUUACAAGUGUGAAAUAUGUGGCAAAGCCUUUUAUACUCUCUCAUACUUUACUCAGCACAAAUUAGGUCACACUGGGGAGAAACCUUACAAAUGUGAGGAAUGUGGCAAAACCUUUUACUAUCCUUCAAUCCUUAGGGAACACCAAGCAAUCCAUUCUGGAAAGAAACCAUACAGGUGUGAAAAAUGUGGCAAAGACUUCUGCACUCGCUCAGGACGUUCCAGACACCAAAGAAUUCAUACUGGAGAGAAACCCCACAAGUGUGAAGAAUGUGGGAAGGUCUUCUCUACUCAUUCAUAUCUUUCUCAGCACAAGGUAGUCCACUCUGGAGAGAAACCUUACAAGUGUGAGGAAUGUGGCAAAAAGUUUUACUACCCUUCUCGCCUUAAGGAACAUCAAAGAAUUCACUCUCAAGAGAACCCUUACAAGUGUGAAAUAUGUGGCAAUGUCUUUUGUACUCCCAAAGGACUUUCUAAACACCAGAGAUUUCAUACGGGAGAGAAACCCUACAAGUGUGAAGAAUGUGGAAAAACGUUUUACUAUCCUUCUCGCCUUAAGGAACAUCAAAAAAUUCACUCUCAAGAGAACCCUUACAAGUGUGAAAUAUGUGGCAAAGCCUUUUAUACUCUCUCAUACCUUACUCAGCACAAAUUAGGUCACACUGGGGAGAAACCUUACAAAUGUGAGGAAUGUGGCAAAACCUUUUACUAUCCUUCAAUCCUUAGGGAACACCAAGCAAUCCAUUCUGGAAAGAAACCAUACAGGUGUGAAGAAUGUGGCAAAGACUUCUACACUCGCUCAGGACGUUCUAGACACCAGCGAAUACAUACUGGAGAGAAACCUUACAAGUGUGAGCAAUGUGGGAAGACCUUCUCUACUCAUUCAUACCUUUCUCAGCACAAGGUAGUUCACUCUGGAGACAGACCUUACAAGUGUGAGAAGUGUGGCAAAAUGUUUUACUACCCUUCUCGCCUUAAGGAACAUCAAAGAAUUCAUUCUCAAGAGAAUCCCUACAAGUGUGAAGUGUGUGGCAAAGUCUUUAGUGCUCACUUAGAACUUGCAACACACCUGAGUAUUCAUUCUGGAUAAAACCCUGCAGGUGUGAAGGAUGUGGGAAAGCUUUUAACUUAUCCAUCCUUACCUCAGGGCAAAUUCCUGGAAAGAAAUCUUACCCAUGUGAGGAAUGUGGCAAAAAUGUGUUCUGUCCUCCAAACCUAAAGGAACACCAGCUAACUCAUGCUGGAGAGAAAUCACACAGGUGUGAGGACUGUAGGAAAGUCUUUUGUGCUCACUUAGAACUUUCUGGACAUCAAAAGAAUCAUACUGGUGAGAAAGUCCACAAGUGUGGAAAAGCUUCUACUAAACUUUUUAAUCUUACCCAGCACAAGGGAGUUCAUUCUAUUCAGAAACACUAUUCAUGGGAAAAUGCUGGAAAAGUUUUUACUCUUCAAUCUUUAAAAAAUAUCACAGAAUUCAUUCGGAAGAGAGACCCUACAAGUGUGAGGGAUGUUUUAAAGCUUUUAUCAUUCAGUCUUAUCAAACUCAAAUGAAUCCAUCGUAGAGAGAAGCCAAGCCCUUGUGAAGAAUGUGGCAAGGGCUUUACUAAUAAUUCAACACUUUGUAACUGCCAUAAAAUUUAUACUGGGAAGAAACACUACAGAUAUGAACAAAUUGACAAGACUUUUAAAGGUAUUGGUACUGAAGAGAAACCUUACAACAGUAAAGUAUAUUAUGAAGGUUUCAUAUCAUUCAGCUCUAUGAUGAAUGUCACAGAAUUCACAAGUGGGAGAAUCUACAAGUGUGCAGAAUAUAGCCAGGUGUUUAGCUGUAAUUUGUCAUUGCAUAAGCAUGAAAGAGUACCCCAGAAAUGCAAAGAAUAUGGCAAGGCCUUUAGCUGUUUUUCUUACUUUAAUUAUCCUCAGAGACUUCAUACUGGAGAGAAUCUGCACAUAAAAAUAAUGUGUCACAUUUUAAUAAUAUUUCAAAUAUUAGUCAACACCAAAGAAUUCCGUAAGCAUCACUGUUCAACUUCACACCUCUGCAUUUUCUAAAGGAAUCUCAGCUGUGUGGUUACCUAGAUCUGACUGGCUUAGAGAUGCGUCUAUGGGAUGUUGGAUGGAUGCUGAUUAAUUCCCAGUCCCACCCUUGGGUAGGUGGUCCUGGGUGAAUGAGAAUUCUGGCCAAGCAGAAAUCCGAGGGAGCAAGCCAAUAAGCAGAAUUCUUCAAUGGUUUCUUCUUUAGUUCCUGUCUCAAGGUUUCUCCUUGAGCUCUUGCCCUGGCUGAACUGCUUGAUUAAUUCCUAAAUUGGAGUAAACCCUUUUCUCUCCUAAGUUGUGUUUUUAGUUAUGGCAUUUAUCACAGCAACAGACAUCAAAGUCAGACAGCAUGGACAUGCAAAGGCUUUUCAGUUUCUUUAUACCUUGGUUAUCAUCAGUCUUCAUACUGGAGAGAAUGUCACAAUGUCUUUUAGAGUGUAGAAUCAGACCCCUAACCUCAGCUGAGAACAUCUGAGUCCUAUAGCAGAGACUCCCUUUGCUGUAAUCUACAAACCUAUUCUUUUAGACAAUGUGUUUUCAAGGUAUAUCAGUUGAUUGUUCUAACUAUGAAUGCAUCCAGAAAUUGUUGCCAUGUUGUCAGACUGUACUUGGGUAACCUGAAUCUGGAUUCCCGAGCCAUGAUCUAUAUGCGGUUUCCCCUUUUGGGUCCCCCAAUUGUAAGUAACCCUUCCCCUUUGGUCUGUAAGAAAACCCAAUAAAUUCACUUUUCUCAUCAAUUUGGACUGUGGUGACAUCCUAGAAUGGUUUCUUGUUGGGCCCCUUUGUAGUAACUAGGCAUUUGUUUGUGUCUAGAGAUAGAUAACAUAACACAUGUCAUUCAUAUAUGGUUCCAAAAUAAACAAUGUCUCAUUCCCUUUCA
Cricetulus griseus (Chinese hamster) is the source of this 5962-nucleotide messenger RNA. NCBI's taxonomy places the organism in Eukaryota, Metazoa, Chordata, Mammalia, Rodentia, Cricetidae. The record is from RefSeq and is a predicted model, not a curated record.